CUACGAAAUUCAGUCUCUUACGACCACAGCUAGUGAAGAUUACUUGUAGCAGGAAGACAUUCGCUAACAACUAUUGGCUUUGUUCGCUGCUAACAACAACAAACAGUGAAUUAUUCCAACAAAACAACAAACAUUUAUUAACGUGCGUGCUAUUUUAAUUUCUCAUCAACAAAGUCCAAAGUUCAAUUCAAAAAAAUGGCUCAACCCGUUGUGCAAAUGACCGCCGAUCAACUGCAGUCCCUAAUCGAGUCAGUGCGUUUGGCUGCCGUAGCAGGCGCUAGCAGUGUUGCUCCAGCUACCGUCCAAACCAAGGGCAGCUUCACCAACUGCACCAGCCGAUUUGGUGGUCAGCGCGACCACGAAGCCGUUGAGGAGUUCAUCACCUCCAUUGUAACUUACAAAGAAAUCGAGUCAAUCAGCGAUGAAGAUGCACUUAAGGGGCUUUCCUUGCUGUUCUACGGUCUGGCGUCCACUUGGUGGCAAGGCGUGCGCAAAGAAGCGAAAACGUGGGCGGACGCCAUUGCUUUAAUACGCGAUCAUUUCUCGCCCACCAAGCCCGCCUACCAGAUUUACUUGGAGGUCUUUGAGAAGAAACAAGAAGACAGCGUUGCUAUUGACACAUUCAUCUGUCAGAAGCGUGCUCUACUCGCACAACUGCCAGAGGGACGUCACGACGAGGAAACCGAAUUGGAUUUGGUCUAUGGUCUGUUGAACAUCAAGUAUCGCAGGAAUAUACUGCGUCAGGACCUUAAGACCUUCCGCGAAUUGCUGGAGAAGGGGCGCAUCAUCGAACACAAUGACUUGGAAUCAGAAGCUGUGCAAACAGGUCCAGUACGUGGCUCAAAGCGUACCAAACGGUGCACCCAUUGCAACUUCCGUGGUCAUACAUUCGAAGAGUGUCGCAAGCGCCGAACCACUGCUGAUGAAUAAACACUAACUACACUACAUGCAUCCACCUUCUCAACCAGACAUUCCAAUCACUAAACCGAUGACGACAAAACGCACACAACACCGGCGAGAGGACGCUGACAGUCAUGACUCAACAAUGACGUCACAGUCCGAGCAGCUUACGUCGCUACCGCAUUACUGAAGCAGUACUUUCGCACCAACAGAAGCAGUGAUUGAACAUUGAACUUUGGUGAUGUCGGCGAAUCACGGCAACAGCAGCAACAUUACUACUUAGAGUUAGUAUAUACACUAGUAUAAGCAAAGAAAUAAUUAUUGUGAGUCUGAGUUAUUUUCCGCUGUCUACAAAUCUAUAAGAAGUUUUGCGUUUACGGGGCAAAGUCUUCUUUGCACUUUCGUAGUGCUUUGACGGCUUCACCUUGGAAACUUUAUUACUUCUAAUUGAGGAGCAGAUAGUGGAGACAACUUAGGUCCACCAUCACAGCGGAUACACGCUGUGUCGAGCACGGCUACAGAUGGCUGCGGACGCCAGCAAUGGAGUUCUUUCAUUGCCGAA
Rhagoletis zephyria (snowberry fruit fly) is the source of this 1462-nucleotide messenger RNA. RefSeq lists its product as uncharacterized. The record is from RefSeq and is a predicted model, not a curated record. Lineage: Eukaryota; Metazoa; Arthropoda; Insecta; Diptera; Tephritidae.